ACAUGUGUUUAGCACACAAUGUGCUACACAUGACCGGUGUUUACUGUUUAGCUGUUCAUUGGUUUACAAUUACAAUCAUAUAAUCAUUUAGCAGUAAAUCAUGCCUAAAGUGAAGACACAGAAGAAGUGUCGGCCACACAAUGAGAUCCAGAAACAGGGCAUUGGCUUUGAUAAGGGUUUGGGUCAACACAUACUGAAGAACCCGUUAAUCAUCACAAAUAUGAUCGAAAAGGCGAGUCUACGGCCGACGGACACAGUGCUAGAAGUGGGUCCGGGAACCGGUAAUAUGACUGUCAAACUGCUGGACAAAUGUAAACAAGUGGUUGUCUGCGAAGUGGACACAAGACUUGUGGCCGAACUCCAGAAGAGAGUGCAGUCGACGCCAAUGCAGAACCGAUUGAAGAUAAUAGUGGGCGACGUAUUGCACAAAGAGCUGCCAUUCUUCGACGUGUGUGUGGCUAACCUUCCGUAUCAGAUAUCGUCACCGUUUGUGUUCAAACUGCUACUCCAUCGGCCAUUCUUCCGGUGCGCUGUUCUUAUGUUUCAGAAAGAGUUCGCCCAAAGACUGGUCGCAAAACCGGGCGAUAAGUUGUAUUGUAGACUAUCGGUGAACACACAGCUGUUGGCGAGAGUGGAUAUACUGAUGAAAGUGGCCAAAAACAACUUCCGGCCGCCGCCUAAAGUGGAGUCCAGUGUAAUCCGUUUGGAACCCAUUAAUCCGCCGCCAGAUAUCAACUUCAAAGAGUGGGACGGAUUGUUGAGAAUCUGCUUUAUGCGCAAAAAUAAGACACUUUCCGCUCAAUUCAAACACAACUAUGUGUUGGAUAUGUUGUCCCAUAACUAUCGCAUCCAUUGCUCUCUCAAUAACAUCCCAAUCGAUGAUGACUUUGACAUUAAAGUGAAAAUACAACAAAUUCUUACCGACAAUGAGUUUGAUUCGAAAAGAGCCCGAACUAUGGAUAUCGACCACUUUCUCACUCUUCUACACGCUUUCAACUCUAAUGGCAUUCAUUUCACUUAA
Medioppia subpectinata is the source of this 1021-nucleotide messenger RNA. The record is from the annotation of a GenBank genome assembly. NCBI's taxonomy places the organism in Eukaryota, Metazoa, Arthropoda, Arachnida, Sarcoptiformes, Oppiidae.